AUUUUUUAAGCAACAGUUCACAAAAAUUUGGUACCAUUUAUGCAUUCUUCAUGUAAGUAAAAUUUAAUGUGAAAUUUAAUUUGCGGAUCAAUGGUACUUAAAUAUAUGAACUCCUUGCAUCCAACCAAAUCGAUGCCUCAAUAAAAAAUGGAUACAAACGAAAUAAUCAAUAACUUAUCAAACGUAACAACAAGUCAAAAUGGCAUCAGUUUUGAUAUGGAUAUCACAUCAACAGAUGAUUCAAUCACAAACCAAGGUGCAACAGGUGAGGAACAGCCCAACACUUGUACUCUCCUUGAGUCCAAUAAAACUAAGCAUCAACAGGAUAUUGAUUCUAUAGACUACCUAACGAUGUCAUCAGCAACUAUUAGCACGCAUAGAGAGCAUAGCAUGGAACAAAAUAGCGACCUCCCAUGGAAAUCAUCAAACGUGAAAACAACUAAAAAUGGUAUCAGUUUCGAUAUAAAGUACUCAUCUUCACUUCCACUCUUAACUCAAAGUGGAUCAGCAUCAAAGAAAGAAGCAAAAAUAGUUCAGACUCACCUUCAGUGUAAUAAAACCGAUCAAAAACAAAAUUUUGAUUCUAUAGACUAUACAAAAUUAUCAUCGGCUAUUACAGAGCCACAUAGAGCUGAAGGUGAAAAUCAAGCAACUGAUAAAUUGACGACAAUAUCAAAGGAUAUUGCCUUUUCAACUCAAAAACCUGCUAUCUUUUCGAGAGUGUCAUCAACAAAAGCUAAGCACCGCACUCUAGAAGAAAUUAUGCAAAAACUGUUUGAUGCUGCAGUAAGACGUCAUAAAUAUUAUCAAAACUAUGACGUGCUACGUAAGGUUGGCAAGGUGAUACAAAAUCGACAUAAGAUGUUCACAAGUUAUAGACAACUUAUAGAAACAAGGUUGAGUUCCAGGAUGAAGCAGUACGAUGAUCGCCGCAGCAAAAAAAUUUUAAGUAUACAACGUAAAGCACAAAGUGAGAAUUCAAAAUUGAAGAGCGCCGCUCAAAAAGUCGAAAUGGCCAGAGAAAAGAUAAUACGAAACUACUCGGAAAAAUUAGAAAAGAUGAAAAAUAUUACGAAAUUAAAAGAUAACCAAUAUUUUGUAAAUAUUAAAUCAAAAAGGGUUUUGCCGCGUAGUUUCAAAUUGUUAGACAACAGAAAAUGUAAGCAACAAAAACGAAAUUCUGUAGCUAAAAGUAACAAAGAAAUAACAGUCAAAGUUACUAAUCAAAACCGUGAUCAUCAUAAGGAUAGGUUUGAGCUAUUUACAAAUAUAUCUCAUCACAGUCAAGGGAAAAAGAAAAUAAAACCAACUUUAAUACAGCCGCAUCUUAAGCGUAAUUUCAAAACCAAAGUAUUAAAGCAAGAGGAAGCUGCAGAAAACGUUACAAAAGUUGUAAAGAAAAAAUCUACUUUACCAAGAAUAUUGGAGAAGACGACACGGUAUCCUUCUACUUUACAAAAUGAAGCCUCUAAAGAAAAAUCAGAACUUAAAAAACUAAAGAAAGCUAAGACAACCCUGGAAGCUAGAAAGCCUUGGAGGAAUUAAAUGGUCAUGAUAACGACCAAAUCAUUUGUGUUACGGAGUGAAAAAAUUUAUUUUUGAGUUAUUCAAAUAAAAUUAAAGAAAACAGAUAUCUAAA
Teleopsis dalmanni is the source of this 1639-nucleotide messenger RNA. RefSeq lists its product as uncharacterized. The transcript is spliced from 3 exons. Lineage: Eukaryota; Metazoa; Arthropoda; Insecta; Diptera; Diopsidae. The record is from RefSeq and is a predicted model, not a curated record. Bases 148 to 1545 code for a protein of 465 amino acids.